ACCGUGUUAUCAUACGCGAUAAAAUUGACGUACCUGUUAUCACUAGCGCUUCACGAUGUAAGCGGACAUUACAACGUGUUAGCUCGUACGAUAGUUAUAUGAAUAUAGUGUGUGUUACCGGUACACAAUUGAUAAUUGUACGUUCAUUCUCUUGGAAGGUGUACGAGUAGUGGAAUCAAUAUCAGAUUCGUUAGCAACAGACAAUGGGAUGCGGGGCCAACGUCGAUUGGAGCCGGGCCCACAAACAGCCGGUUAGAAACUGCGUAUUGCAAAAACGAGUAGAUAAUAUGGACAUGAUGCCGUAAGUGAAAGGGACUAAGAAUGAGCUGUUCCGUGGAAUUACGCCAGCGUAGACAACAGGGGAUGGCGGAGGAUCCUCAUAAACUCGCGGCGAUGAUGAACAAAUCUCAAAGACUCGUACUGGGACUUUUGGUUUUACUAUUAGUCGAUAUAAUUUGGGUCUCUAGUUCUGAGCUUACCAAAUAUAUUUACAGAGAAGCAACAUUUGAAAAGCCAUUUUUUAGUACAUAUAUAAGGACAUCUAUGUUUACCCUUUACUUAUUUGGUCUGUGCUUUUGGCCAUCCUGGCGAGAACAAUGUAAUAAACCUGCAACAUACAUGUUCAUAGAUCCCAAUGUCGAAGAUGAUAAUUUUUAUUCGGAGGCUAAUACAAGUCUAAGCGAUCCAACAUUUGUUCCAAUAAAAACUCCGGAUCAUUGUGAUCGCUCAUCAGGUACGGAGAGCGAUGAUUCGUCUAUUCGAUCUGUAAGAUUUAGCAAAUUAGCAGAAGUGCGUCAUAUGUCGGAAAGCGAUGCCACGGAAGCUCUAUUGGCUCGACUCAGUUAUCAAGCAAGCGUGAGAGCAGGAGAACACGCAAGGCGACAAGCUAACAAAUUCUCUGUACAAAAAGUGGCUAAAAUAGCCCUCAUGUUUUGUGUAUUUUGGUUCAUGGCGAAUUACACGUAUCAAAUAUCAUUAGAGCAAACUGAAGCUAGAAUCGUGACUAUAUUGUCCUCGAUGUCUAGUUUAUUCAUUUUAUUUCUUGCUGCCGUUUUCCCUAGUAAUGGAGGGGAUAAGUUUACAUUAUCUAAGUUAACCGCCGUAGUGAUUAGCAUCUUUGGACUAAUUUUAGUCGGUCUUUCAGAUUUGACUGUAGAAAGCAACAGCAUAUCAACAGGCGUAAUAUUAGCUCUAGUCAGUGCUUUCUUCUAUGCCGUAUAUAUCGUAUUUUUAAAAAGAAAAGUUGAUCACGAAGAUAAAAUGGAUAUACCAAUGUUUUUCGGCUUUGUGGGAAUAUUUACUUUAACGCUUCUGUGGCCUUUAUUUUUUAUUCUUCAUUAUGGUCGUUGGGAAGAGUUUGAAUGGCCCAGUAGUCAUCAAUGGACAUUCUUAAUUAUAAACGGCCUGAUUGGUACAGUUCUGAGUGAAGUUCUGUGGCUAUGGGGUUGUUUUUUGACAUCAUCCCUCAUAGCAACAUUGGCAAUAAGCUUAACGAUGCCUAUGUCAAUGAUAGCCGAUGUUCUCUUGAAAAAAAUAGAAUAUCCUUGUAUUUUCUAUUUAGGAAGCAUUCCAAUGCUUUUGGCAUUUCUGACGGUAUCUCUCCUGUCUUAUUACGAUAAUUGGGAUCCUGUUAUGGAUUUAAUGAAACGAUUUUACAUCUGGAUUUGUAAAAGAAAUGGCAGAUCUGCAAGGAUUCCAGAUCUUGAAGCAGAACAAACAGAAUCUUUGAUAGGAGUCGGUAGUGGCGAUCAUGAAGCAUAAUAAGACAAUAAUGAGAAAGGAUCGAAGAGAUAGUAAAAUGUCUUGCUUUACAUAAGUCAACAUAAUAAAAAAGAACUUAAUAAGUGGGGGAUACAUGCUAUAUGUAAGGGGUGGGUAAAAAAUAUUAAAUGAAGUAGUUUUUUUGUCCAUUUUCUAUAAGUGUCAUCAUCGAUGGCGAAUAUUUGUUUUUCUUUAAAAUAUUUGUUUCAAUGUCCAUUGUACAGAUGUGAGUGACGAUAGUCAAUGUUUCAUUUGUUUGUAUUUUUUAAUGCAUGUGUCUCGCUUUAUUUCACAUUAAAUAUCAUGAAAUAGUGUUACUGCCCGACAAAAAAUAUCUCUUUUUAAAACAAUAAUUAUCAUGAAUUAAUUUACAAACUAUAUUUUAUUUUUCAAGCUUAUUAUGCCUUUGAAACUUUGUUCUUAAAGAUUUAUUCCAUAAGUAAAUAUUGCUCUCGUAAAAGCUGUGUCAUCAAAAUCUGAUAUACAUAUAUUAUAACUAUUUCCAGAUUAUAUACUAUGAUUUUUGUUAUAUUCUAUUCUAUAAUUGGGUUUGAAGACAAAAUUCUUCAAUGUCUUCUCCGAAAUCUGUACAUAAUAUGUAUUAAGAGUUAAUUAAAAUCAAAGAAAUAUUUAUUUAUAAUGUUAAAGUUAUGCUAUUUCUAAUAGUAAUAUUUUUUAUGCUAUUAAGCUACAUUUUCUAACACAUUGAUAAUCAAUGAAUAAAUAAAUUAUUGAGGUUAUUUCAUUGCACGUUACAAGAAGCUUUCGAGAUGUAUCUAGUACAUUCUGUACUUAUCUUUAGUAUUUGUCACAUUUUAGAUAAAAUAUUACAAACUAUUUAAAACAUAGUUUUAAUAAGCAAAAAUGACAGAAAAAGAGAGAUGCUAACAUUUUGGACCAAUUAAAAGGUGAUAAUAAAUCAUCACCGGAAAUCAUCCAUAAUACGCGAAGAAUAAGAAAUUGAUAUGAGAUCAAAAUUCAAAUUUCAAUGAUAUGAAUAUUACGUCCUAAGCAUGUAAUUAAAAUAUUAGCUUACAUUCCGCUAUGAUUCCAUGAGUUAUUUCGAUUACAAAAAUUCUAUUGCAAAAUUACAUUCGUUUUUCUUCUACUUCUGAUAAUUUUGUUCUAUCCGCUGAUAAUUAAUGCGCACAAGUUUCACUAUAUUGUGUUCAAAUAUCAACAAAACUAUUAUGUUUAUAUAAAAUAGAAAUAUAUAGAAAUAUAUUAAAUGUGAGAACUGUGUAAACUGUGAAAUAAACCAUCGAUUUAUGGUUAAAUCAGCGUAGUAAACGUAGUAAAUCUUGAAUAAGAUGUUAAUUAUUUAAACAGAUGGACAUGUAACAUGUAAAGAGAAAUGAAAUAUGGUAUCUUUAUGGUAUCUUUAGCAACAGUUUAUUCAUGCCUCUCGUUUCUAUUUAUACAUAAAAUUGCGAUAUUCGUGUUAAACCUUUAAAAAAUUCGUGUAUCUUAAUCUCAUCAAAAUUAAAUAUAAACAAAAUAACCUUAACAGAAUCAACGUUAUUGCAUCUAUUGCAAAUCUAUUUCCUAAUUCUAAAUGUAUUUCGUAAGGAGCAUAUGUAACAAAUUAUUGUAAAAAUUAUUCUAGUUGCAUAGUGUUAAUGAUAGGAUGAAGAAAUGUUAAAAAGAAAGAUACAAGUAUCUUUGAAAAACAAAGGCAAAGAUCGAGACUAAUCAGUAGCAAUGUUAUAUUAACUAUAUAUGUGAUAUAACAAAUAGAAUGCGCGAGUAUAUUUUUAGGGUAAUAUAACGUAAUCCACUACAGAAAUAUCGCGCGCACGCGAUAUAUGAUAAUUAAUCUCUUGUUUAAUGUUAUAAUCAGACUUGAGAUUCAAUGUAUAUAUUACUUUACAUCGUGCAUGUAGGAAGAUUCCGCUUUUGACCAGGUCGAAUCUAAAGAUGUCCUUAUAAUAUUCGUAUAAAUUCGUAUAAAAUGUUUCGACGUAAGUUUAUAUACACGAAAUCUUCAAAAUGACACAGUCGGCAAUCUUUUCACAAAAGAGACUGGUUAUAACCAUAUUCGUGCUGUAUAUUCAAUGUAAAUAAAUUAUUAUGUUCUAAAAU
Ooceraea biroi (clonal raider ant) is the source of this 3843-nucleotide messenger RNA. Its product is annotated as solute carrier family 35 member F5. The record is from RefSeq and is a predicted model, not a curated record. Lineage: Eukaryota; Metazoa; Arthropoda; Insecta; Hymenoptera; Formicidae. Gene Ontology annotation, cellular component: membrane.